ACUUCUGCUGAACUUAAAUCUAAGACGAGGCAAUAGAUAUUCAGAAAAAUGAACUUGAACAGGCUUCUUUUAAUAUCCAAAUCAGUGAAACUUGGAAGCCGUUUACUUACAUCUCGAACUGGACAAACCGGGAAAGACUUAGCUGCUCAGUUACAAGUGCAGCGUUCAAUCAAAACAAGUUCAAGGAAUUUGGCGUAUGCUAAGGAUCUGUUCCUUGGAAAAGUGAACAAGGCUGAAGUUUUUCCCUAUCCGGAAAUCAGUAAUGAAGAACUCGAAGAGAUCAAGCAGUUGGUGUCGCCGGUGGAGAAAUUUUUCGAUGAGCAUGUUGAUUCAAAAAAGAUCGAUGAGGAAGCCACAAUCCCUCCUGAGACAAUGAAUGGGCUGAAGGAGUUAGGACUCUUUGGUAUCCAAGUGCCAGAGGAGUAUGGAGGACUUGGGCUCUCUAACACCAUGUACGCCCGGUUAGGGGAAAUCACCUCCUUAGAUGGCUCUAUCGCAGUCACUCUUGCCGCUCACCAAGCCAUCGGUCUGAAAGGUAUCUUGAUAGCUGGGACAGAGGAACAGAAGGCUAAAUAUCUUCCCAAGCUGGCCACUGGGGAACAUGUUGCAGCCUUUUGCUUAACUGAACCUGGAAGUGGGAGUGAUGCUGCUUCGAUUCAGACCCGUGCCACACUGACAGAAGAUGGGAAACAUUUCUUGAUCAAUGGCUCAAAGAUCUGGAUCUCCAAUGGUGGGUGGGCAGACAUUAUGACAGUUUUUGCCAGAACUGAAGUGGUGGAUAAAGAUGGACAGAAGAAAGACAAGAUCACUGCCUUCAUUGUGGAGAGAGCAUUUGGGGGCAUUUCCAGUGGAAAGCCUGAAGACAAACUUGGAAUUCGAGGCUCUAACACAUGUGAAGUGACCUUUGAGGACACAAAGGUGCCAGUGGAGAAUGUCAUUGGAGAGGUUGGUGGCGGAUUUAAGGUUGCCAUGAACAUUUUAAAUGGUGGAAGGUUCACUAUGGGCAGUGCAGGUGCAGGAAUGAUCAAGAAGCUGAUUGAGUUGACAGCAGAUUAUGCCGCGACAAGAAAGCAGUUUAACAAAAGGCUCAGUGAGUUUGGAAUGAUCCAGGAAAAGUUUGCCGUUAUGGCUCAGAAUGCCUUUGUGAUGGAGAGCUUGUCUUACCUCACGGCUGGAAUGAUGGACAGACCAGGUCUUCCAGACUGCUCUUUAGAGGCAGCCAUCGUGAAGGUCUUCAGCUCUGAAGGAGGAUGGGUGUGUGUUAGUGAGGCCCUGCAGAUUUUAGGAGGUCUGGGCUACACCAAGAACUACCCCUACGAGCGUUACCUCAGGGACUGCCGCAUCCUGCUCAUCUUUGAGGGGACCAAUGAGAUCCUGAGGAUGUUCAUUGCUCUCACUGGAAUGCAGUAUGCCGGGAAAAUACUAACAGGGAAAAUAAAGGAGAUGAAGAAAGGGAAUAUUGGUGUAGUGUUUGAGAUUUUGGGGAAGAAGCUCAAAGACAAUAUGGUGAAAACUGUAGAUUUGGGCUUGACUGGCAAAGAUGGUGUCGUGCAUCCCAGUUUAACGGACAGCGCUAAGAUGUUUGAGCAAAACGUGGUCCACUUUGGCUCCACUGUCGAGGGUCUGCUCUACAGAUACGGGAAGUCUAUCGUGGAUGAACAGCUGGUCCUGAAGAGAGUGGCAGACGUGCUCAUUAACCUGUACGCCAUGACGGCAGUGCUGUCCCGUACCAGCCGCUCCAUCGGCAUCGGCCUGCGAAACCACGACCACGAGGUUCUUCUCACAAACACAUUUUGCAAGGAGGCCUACUUUAAAAACAACUACUUGAUGGCUCAACUUCAAAAAAAUUCCCCAGAGAGCAACGAUGCCAACAUAAAGAAGAUUGCUCAGGAAGUCCUGGAGAAACGCGCAUAUAUCUGCUCACACCCUCUUGACAGAACUUUCUGAGUUGUCCAUGGCGACCUCAGAGGCCUUUCCGUCUGCCCAACUCUGAUUGGGCACCAAGUCCAGUUCCAUCACACAAGAUCUGUCCACCAUAUCUCAGUCAAAACUGAACGUUUUCUUAACUGUGUAUAGGGAUCUCAUUUAGUACAGCGACUCGACUGUUUAACACUCAAGUUAUUGCAGCAGAGGUUAUAUUGUAAAUGCUCAUGGUGCUAACACACAUGUUAAAUUAAAAAUACAAUGAUGUUAGUCCCCCCCGUCCCCCCCUUCCUCAAGAAUUGCUGCAUUAACUUCUUCUUUUUCUGUUUCAUAUGAAUUUCCUUUAUUGUCUGUCAUGAGUUGAUGUGAAUUAACAGGGCUUAGUAAAUCUUCGUGAUUGUCGAGCUGAACUCAUCAGCUCAUCCACAGUGCUAUAAAAGAAGAGUUUUAUUCAGUGCACAUGCAGAGUGACACUGUCGUAGGUUCUGCUCUCUAUAAUGUUUCCAGUGUGCUUAGUUUGGACCGAAGCCCUGUACGUCUUUGCAGAGGGUUUCUUGAAAGUGAAUAUGCUCCUCUCCUCAUCUGUAAGAGGCAGGGCAGUCCGUUUGUACCGAAACGAACGGGGCCUCCAGAAUUGUCUGCAGAUCACGAUAAAAAUGAAGGUUGUUUGUGUAUCUUCACAGACUGUAUGUAUGAACAGCAGACGUAUGUGAUUUUCUUUUGCACGUCUUGGCAAAGAGCUUGGUAAAAAGGAAAACCUGUAUUUCCUUAAUGGUAGGGGAACUUGCACAGGUGUUUUUCUUUCCUUCUUUUACUUUAUUUGUUUUGAAUGAGCACUGGCCAAUGUUACUCACCUGAAGUGAAAUUCGCUGUACUGGGAGGAGUGUCUUGGAAUGGUGUUGAGGUCCCAGCUUAGGCUGUGGUUCUGAAAGGGACCGGGUGCAAAGGCUAUAUUGGCCUCUCUCUCCAUUCUCUCUUUAUCUGACGGCUGGGGAUGCUGUACCACAGAGACCACUGGAAUAGGCUGAAGAACAACAAAGUGAUUUUGUUUUACAUACCCAUAUUUCUGGAAGCAACGGAAAUGUCAUUUAUUUCUGACCAUACACAAUAUAUUUAAAAGUUUGUUUUA
Messenger RNA from Chanos chanos (milkfish), 3052 nucleotides. RefSeq names its product acyl-CoA dehydrogenase family, member 9 (gene acad9). Bases 49 to 1947 code for a protein of 632 amino acids. Lineage: Eukaryota; Metazoa; Chordata; Actinopteri; Gonorynchiformes; Chanidae. The transcript has 18 exons. The record is from RefSeq and is a predicted model, not a curated record. Gene Ontology annotation, molecular function: flavin adenine dinucleotide binding; acyl-CoA dehydrogenase activity.